AUGAGAGGCUCUCCGCUGACACCGGGGGCUGAAGACCGAAGCACCAACACACCGACUGACCGGGGCCGCCUGAGUUUCAUCGACUUACUUUGCCGGAAGAUGAUGGCUCAGUGCUGGACGAUUUGGACCGGGAUCCUCGUCCUCCUGACUGCCUGUCUUCCAGUUGAUGUCCAGUCUUUGAGCCACCUGAGCUUCAAUUUAUGCAGGUGGUGUGAGGUAUCCACGCCGGUGUGCGAAGGCAACAUAUGCUCCAGCAACUGCAACUUGAGCUCUUUCUGUAACACCACUGAAGAGAUCUGCAUGGCCAUAUGGAGGAAGGCAAACAACACAAUGACAGUGUACACAAUGUGUCACCACCCAAAUCUGCCACUGGAUGGUAUCAGUCCUGACCUGCUGCAGACCUUCACUUCCAGGGAGUGUCGUAUGGUCCCACAGGCUGCAAAUGACUCCAUGAUGGUCUGUGGAUGCCAGGGUGAACAUGAAUGUAACGACAAACUUGUCUUCGACAAGGGAGCAAAUGGAUUCUUACCGCUCCAAAGUAAGGAUGUGAUCCCUGUGGUAGUGGUUAGUUUGGUGCCCCCUAUUCUGGUGGCCAUAGUUGCCAUUGCUGCCUUCUAUUUCUACCGCAUACGUCGUCCUGACAAACCAGCUCCAUCAGUAUGCCCUGACUGGCCCACUAAACGCACCCCUGAACUUUACCAGGCCUUGGAUCUACCAUGUGGGGGCCUGGGUGCUCAGGGAGAAGGUGGAGGAGGAGGUGUGACUGAUGCUGAACAGGAUGAGUCGAACACCAAGGUUCAACCUCUUAACAGUGACACUAUCAGCGGUAUGACCAGUUGGCAGGGCCAGCCAGCUGAACUGCUACCUAUCAAACUGGAUGUGCUGGUGGGGAAGGGGCGCUUUGCCGAAGUGUGGAGGGGAUGGCUGCUCCAGGGCGAGAAAGGUGGAGUUAAUAGCUAUGAAACUGUGGCGGUGAAGGUGUUUCCGGAUGUGGAGUACGCCUCAUGGAGAAAUGAAUGCUCCAUCUUUGCUGACCCCGAGCUACAGCACGAUAAUGUGAUUCAGUUCCUAGCAGCUGAAGAAAGGGGCCUGUCGGGCCACACCCCACACACCUACUGGCUGGUUUUAGCCUAUCACAGCCUAGGAAAUCUGCAGGACUUCCUCACAGCUAACAUAUUGAGUUGGGAAGAACUUGUUGCCAUGGCAGGCAGCAUUGCUAAAGGAUUAGCUCACCUUCAUAGUGACACAACACCCAGUGGGCUACCAAAGGUACCAGUGGCCCAUCGGGACCUCAAGAGCAGUAACAUCCUGGUAAAGAGCAGGAAAGAGUGCGCACUGUGUGACUUUGGUCUGGCUUUAAGACUGGACCUGUCCCUUACAGUUGAUGACUAUGCCAACAGUGGACAGGUGGGGACAGCUCGCUACAUGGCUCCUGAGGUCCUUGAGUCCAGGGUGAACCUGGAGGAUCUCGAGGCCUUUAAACAGAUGGAUGUUUAUUCCAUGGCUCUAGUCUUGUGGGAGAUGGCCUCUCGAUGCAAUGCAAUUGGAGAGGUGAAGAGCUAUGAGCCAGCAUUUGGCUCCAAGGUUUGUGAGCAGCCCUGUGUGGAUAGCAUGAGAGAUCUGGUGUUGAGAGACCGAGGACGUCCGGACAUCCCACUAGCGUGGACGCAGCACCAGGGGAUGAACAUCUUCUGUUCCACCAUCACUGAGUGCUGGGAUCACGACCCCGAGGCCAGGCUCACGGCUCACUGCGUGGUCGAGCGCUUCAGCGCCCUGGAGCAGGCGGAAGAUGACGACGGGGUGGCAGACGAAGAAGACGAGGAAGGACGAAAGACCAGAGGAGACAGAAAUGAACCAAAGACUGACUGUGCCUUAAACGACAGACCUACUUCUUCGCAAACUUUUGCUGAGGAUGUGACACCCGAAUCAGUCAUAGAUCUGCUGGCAGUUGCUGAUCGCUGAACAGUUUGAAAAAGAUUUGAUUUGUUGGAGCUGGUCUCCAUUUUGUCACGGUAUUAUUCUUUUAUACUGGCUGUGACAUGUGACUUAUCAUUGCUAUACUAUAACCUACUACUGUAGGUCAUGUGACUAUAACCUACAUUUAUGAAUAAACAGGAGAGAAAAAUC
Neolamprologus brichardi is the source of this 2127-nucleotide messenger RNA. RefSeq names its product transforming growth factor beta receptor-like (gene tgfbr2l). Gene Ontology annotation, molecular function: metal ion binding; ATP binding; transforming growth factor beta receptor activity, type II. Gene Ontology annotation, biological process: cellular response to growth factor stimulus; heart development; cell surface receptor protein serine/threonine kinase signaling pathway. The record is from RefSeq and is a predicted model, not a curated record. Lineage: Eukaryota; Metazoa; Chordata; Actinopteri; Cichliformes; Cichlidae. Gene Ontology annotation, cellular component: plasma membrane; signaling receptor complex.